GGAGACUGAAUCUCGCGAUAAAGGUUUAUUAUCUCGCGGGACUGCGGCUGGCAGACGGGCUCUUGGGCGGCUCUGGCCGGGAAGAGGAGUCGCAUGUGUCGUUUCAGCUGGCGGUAGUGGCGGGCGCGGAGGCGGCGGAGGCUGUGCGACCGCCUGGGUUUUGAGAUGGCUGCUGACAUUUCUGAAUCCGGUGGACAUGAUUGCAGAGGAGACCCGAGGAGCAGUACCAAGUUAGAUGCAGAUUACCCGCUUCGAGUCCUUUACUGCGGAGUCUGUUCAUUACCAACAGAGUACUGUGAAUAUAUGCCUGAUGUCGCUAAAUGUAGACAAUGGUUAGAGAAGAAUUUUCCAAAUGAGUUUGCAAAACUUACUGUAGAAAAUUCACCCAAACAAGAAGCUGGAAUUAAUGAGGGUCAAGGAACAGCAGGGGAAGAGGAAGAGAAGAAAAAACAAAAGAGAGGUGGAAGGGGUCAAAUAAAACAAAAAAAGAAGACUGUACCACAGAAGGUUACGAUAGCCAAAAUUCCCAGAGCAAAGAAGAAAUACGUAACAAGAGUGUGUGGCCUUGCGACUUUCGAAAUCGAUCUUAAAGAAGCACAAAGGUUUUUUGCUCAGAAAUUCUCCUGUGGUGCCUCAGUAACAGGGGAGGAUGAAAUCAUCAUUCAGGGAGACUUUACAGAUGACAUAAUUGAUGUCAUUCAGGAAAAAUGGCCAGAAGUGGAUGAUGAUAGCAUUGAAGAUCUUGGAGAAGUGAAGAAGUGAUUUUGAAAAUUUGUCUGUAUUUAAAGAUCUGAACUGAUUGUUGAUAUGGCCAAAGGGAGAGAGGCCUUUUAAAAUAUAUAUAUAUAUAUAUAUUUAUCCUACAGUAAAACUGUAGCCUACCCUCACCCUUGGCAUUUUCACUGUUCUGUACAGGGCUGCUUGUUUUUUUUUUUUGUUGCCAAAGUCUGAUAAACAGGAGAGACUGUCAUGCUUAUGCAUGAAAUAGAAUUUAGUCAAAUAAAAAAUUUUGGUCAUUUGG
Messenger RNA from Orcinus orca (killer whale), 1021 nucleotides. It is a transcript of the gene DENR, whose product is annotated as density regulated re-initiation and release factor. The transcript has 8 exons. Gene Ontology annotation, biological process: translation reinitiation; formation of translation preinitiation complex. The record is from RefSeq and is a predicted model, not a curated record. Gene Ontology annotation, molecular function: translation initiation factor activity; mRNA binding. Bases 166 to 762 code for a protein of 198 amino acids. NCBI's taxonomy places the organism in Eukaryota, Metazoa, Chordata, Mammalia, Artiodactyla, Delphinidae.